This is a messenger RNA of Stylophora pistillata, 978 nucleotides long. RefSeq lists its product as uncharacterized. Gene Ontology annotation, molecular function: protein binding; calcium ion binding; carbohydrate binding. Gene Ontology annotation, biological process: cell adhesion. NCBI's taxonomy places the organism in Eukaryota, Metazoa, Cnidaria, Anthozoa, Scleractinia, Pocilloporidae. The record is from RefSeq and is a predicted model, not a curated record.
AUGAAGCUUUUGGGAAAAGAGAGAAAUAUGCGCUUAGAUGGCCGAGAUAAAGGAGGGAGAGGGGAAUGGGGGAGGGGGCUUAGUCCAACCCAAACAUGGACGCUUUGCACUAUACAAAAGUUUACUGUUCCGCGGAGCGCCCGCUAUCUCAACAAAGCUUGGGGCGCUCGGGGAGGAACCCAUUCAUACGCUUAUGGAUACUUUCCAGGGAUAUAUUAUGGUGUAAAGGGGGUGUUUAAAGAAGGGAAGUUCAGACUGAGUAAUGCAACUGUGCUAAAUAUUGUGGUGGGACAAAGAGGAGGAGUUUAGGUGGAGGUCGAAGGCGGACAGAACACUAGCCAUACUGCAGCUCAGCUUGGAAAAUCUGGGAAGGACAAAGCUGGCACUGGAGGAGGGGGAGGAAGUUUUGUUUAUACUACCGAUAAUGUGCUGUUAUUGGCUGCCAGAGCUGGAGGAGGUGCAUCCGGUGGAUACAAUGCUAUGGAUGGUCAGGCAGGAUCAAAUGGUACGAGUAGUGUGGGGAAAGUAUCGACACAAGUUCGAGAUGGAUCAUCCGAAGCGCAGCCAGGUGAAUGCAACGGUGAGAGAGCUAGCUACCAUGGAGGAAUAGGUGCGGGUUGGUUUGGUCAGGAUUGUGCUCGACUUGUCCCCUCCCAUGAGAAAAGAGGUAAGUCACGUGCCGAAGCUUGGGUCGGAGGUAAAGCCGGAAGAAUGAAUAGCGGUAAUAACGGGGGCCCUGCACCAGGAGCAAUUGGAGGGUUUGGUGAUGGUGGAGGGGGAUCAGAGGAUAAUGGCGCAUCAGGUGUAGGUGGUGGAUACUCUGGGGGAGGUAGUGGUACCUAUGGAAAUCAAGCUGGAGGGGGAGGAGGCUCGUAUUUUAAUGGGGAAGGCUGUUCCGGUUUGACUGGUGGCAACUCAUAUGAAGUUGGCCCUGUACAAAUUUAUGAAUGGCUGGGUUUAUUUCAAAACAUUAUUUGA